This is a messenger RNA of Ectocarpus siliculosus, 1997 nucleotides long. The record is from the annotation of a GenBank genome assembly. NCBI's taxonomy places the organism in Eukaryota, Phaeophyceae, Ectocarpales, Ectocarpaceae.
UGUACAGUAGUCAACACUGAAUUGCCCACUGUCUGCUGCAGCAGUCGCAUUUCUCGCAGAACGAUGUCAUCUCUCGCCUACACGGCGCCUGCAGGCACCAGCGAGCGUGUCGCAACGCUCCGCUCCCUGGCGUGCAUCCGGGAACGCUGCGGGGUGAUCUUCGAUGCGGCGAAAUCGGACAAGCUCGCCCACUUCCGUCUCGAUCUCUCCAAGAUGGACGACGUUGCCACCUUCGUGCAAGGCCUCAUGGACCGUGACUACAGCAGCUACGACGACGUGCCUUACCACUCCCGUUGGCGGCACUUCGAGGCGGGCGGGCUCGACCGCACGGCGCGCCUUACAGCUGCCUGGGACGGCAGCAAGAGUUGCGACGAAUUAGAGAAAGCGCGGCGUCUGGUAGACCUAGUCGUCACCUCCGUGCUCCUCGAUGCCGGCGCUGGCGACGUCUGGAAGUACACGGAAAAGUCCACGGGUUUCGAGGCGGGCCGAAGCGAGGGGCUCGGCGUCGCCAGCUUCCACAUGUUCGGGGCCGGGGCGUUCUCGAGCGACACGGGCAGUAACCCACACCGGGCAGACUCGUUGGGGUUGAAGGGGCUCGCGGACGAUUCCGUGAGGAGGGCGUUCCAGGUGGAUGAUGGCGUUAACCCUCUCGUGGGCUGCGACGGAAGAACCCAGGUGCUCAAGCGGUUGGGUACGGCCCUUGAACAACACCCGGUGUUCUUCGAGGCAGGAGGAAUCUUUAGGCCCGGUAACAUGGUGGACUACCUCCUCGCCCAAGCUAGCGACGACUCGAAGACCGUGUCCAUCACCAAGGUGUGGGAGGUGGUAAUGUACGGGUUCGAGGCCAUGUGGCCUGCCGGGAGGACGGAGCUCGACGGGCGGAGCAUGGGGGACGUUUGGGAGCACUCGGCUCUUCCGGACGAUGGCAGCGGGUGGUCCAACCUCGUGCCUUUCCACAAGCUGUCGCAGUGGAUGACAUACUCGCUCAUGGAGCCGCUGCAGGCGGCCGGGUUGGUCUUGACGGAGACUGAGCUCAUGACGGGUCUACCGGAAUACCGCAACGGGGGUCUGCUGUUGGACAUGGGGCUGCUGGAAGCCAAGCACCCGGGGGUGACUGGACAAGCACAUGGUCCAGAAGAAGAGGUUAUCGUGGAGUGGAGAGCGCUGACGGUGUGCCUCUUGGACGAGGUCGCGGCAGCCCUUCGACAAAAGCUGGGCAAGACGGAGAAAGAGUUUCCGCUGGUCAAGAUGCUUGAAGGGGGCACGUGGAAGGCCGGCCGGUACAUGGCAAAGACGCUCAGGCCGCAGACCUGCGGGCCCCCCAUCGAGAUCGUCAGUGACGGCACCGUGUUUUGAUAUAUGAUUCUGGGUCGUUUUGCUGGGCAGAGUUGGUCCUCUGCUUCUACAGUAGCCGCACGCGUUAUUUCGAGGCGCAGAUUGCGCGACCACUGAAGAAACGACUGUUGUUUCGACAGCCCUGAAUAAGGUAGCGGCUUACUUCCUCUUUGAGGGAAACCAAGUUAGUGUACGGUGGAGUUCAAGUUCUUAGGUAUGAACACUUUUUGACUACACCCUCAAGGUUUAGGGCUAGAUAGACUUUAGGGGCCAUUUAUUGGCCCCCCAUCUUCUUCCACUCUGUUUUAGCUCGCGAAGAAGGGCAUUGUUGUCUCCUUCUUUGAACUCCACAAGGGGGGCGCCGAGGCAGGCGGGGGCAACUAUAGUCUAGUGUGGAUGCUUUGUAGAGUGGAGGAGUAAGAGGGUACAUGACAGGUCAAUUCGCGGGACGAUACCGCGAGUUCAACAGCGAAGUUGCGCCGCUUCGAUUUGUGCUUGGGUGGCAAGCGCUUCUUUCUACUCUAGGACUCUAGGAGCAAGUGCGGAAGAAGCACUAGAAGCACCUCGCCCACCGAUGGCAGGAGGCACUGGGCAACCUAGACCUUGGGUUGUUACAAAGUCUCGCUUUCUCUCUAGAGGAGUAGCUUGAGAACCUCGUCCCG